Hymenoscyphus albidus is the source of this 1976-nucleotide messenger RNA. The record is from the annotation of a GenBank genome assembly. NCBI's taxonomy places the organism in Eukaryota, Fungi, Ascomycota, Leotiomycetes, Helotiales, Helotiaceae.
CUUCAACAGGCAUACCAUACCAUACAACAUCUGCAGAGUGACAAACAUCAGUUCUAUGUCACACCCUCAUCCUCUGCCAACCAACGUCUGGACUACUUCAUUAAGAUGUGAAUAAUUCACUAAACUGUUCCGACUCAACCUGUCUGGACUCAUCAACAUAAUCCCAUUCCAUCUCCGGGCGCAGCUUCACUUCAUCCAACAUGUAUUGCCAGAAAUGCCGUGCCCCUCUCAAGCUAGACAGCUCUCUGGAGGACCUGAAUCCUGCAGCAUUUGACCUCCUCGUUGGUAUUUAUGCCUAUCUAUACUCCUCUGUCAUAUACAGCGCGGUCUAACAAACACAGGCGCAUCAUCACAACAACAACCCAAGAACAUACCUCCUUCGCGACCAGGCUACCCCCAAGAACGGAAACAGCUCUACGAUCGCGUAUCCAGAAACUCUUCCUCUCCCACCCUCAGACGCAAUAUUUCUGGCGCAAGACGAAGCGAUGCCUCAUCUCUAGAACCAAGGACUGGGCUUGCUAACCCUGCCAUGUCCUUUGUGAUGCUCACCGAAUCUCAAGUCGUACCAGCAUCCAUAGUAAAAAGCCCGGAAGACACAAAUCCCAAACGGCGAGGACUCGAGGACAUAGUCAAUAUGGAUGGCACAGAUGGUGAAGGAAAGGCUAUGUCGCAAGAGAUGGAGAGAGUCUCGAGGUUGUUUGAGAUCCUCUCAGCCAGAUCCGAUAUAGACCAUCCAGUCUGUGUGGAAUGUGCAGAUCUUCUUGUGGAAGGCCUACAGCAACGACUGAAUGCCGCGACAAAAGAACGAGAUGCAUAUAGUGGAUUCUUGAAACAAGUCAACGCAGAAAUACCCACGGAGGAUGAGGUUAAAGAAGCUCAAGAUCAACUUGCUCAAGCUAAAGCAGACGAAGCUACGGCCAUCGAAGAGUUAAAGAAACUAGAAAAGGAAAAGUCAGAAGUCGAUAAGGAAAUCGCCCAACUUGAGGAAGAAGCACGGGCGCUCGAUAACGAAGAAGAACAAUUCUGGCGAGAACGAAAUGCUUUCUCAAUAAAGCUCAACGACUUCCAAAAUGUUCGCGACAGCGUCAACCAACAAUACGAUCAUGACUCCCAACUGCUAGAGAAACUUCAACGAACAAAUGUCUACAAUGACACCUUCUGCAUCAGCCACGACGGAAACUUCGGAACCAUCAACGGCCUUCGUCUGGGUAGACUCUCAAACGUCGCCGUAGACUGGCAAGAAAUAAAUGCAGCAUGGGGCCAUACCCUCCUCCUCCUCGCCACCGUAGCAGAAAAACUAGGCUUCAAGUUCCACGGCUACGAACUCCAACCCAUGGGUUCCACCUCGCGAAUAAUCCGAUACGACUACCCCUCCCCCUCCGCCAGCCGAGCCGGUUCCCAACGAAGCAGCACCACCCGCGCACCCACCAGAAAAGUCCUCGAGCUCUACUCGUCAGGCGACAUGCCCCUGGGACUCACAUUCAUGCACCGCAAAUUCGACACCGCCAUGGUGGCUUUCCUAGCAUGCGUCAAGCAAGUUGGAGAGUUUGUCGAAGAGGAGUCCAUGAAGGGCGGCAACGAUCCAUUGCGAUUACCCUACAAAAUCGACGGAGAUAAGAUCUACAAGAAUGAUGUCGAUAAAAUGGAUAGUGUCAGUAUCAAACUCGGUAUCGCGCAGGAUGAUUCGUGGAGUCGAGCUUGCAAAUAUACACUUACGUGUUGUAAGUUUUUGCUGGCUCAUACUUCGAAUACUGCUCGGACUCCAAGGAAGAAAUAGGCGUAUUGGCUUUUGAUAGCGAGUCGUUGGUUAGGCGUGGAUAUGGGCAUUUGGUUUGGGUUUGUACAGUAACUGUACACAAUGGAAUAGACAGAAACGGAUGUUUCCGGGAGUAAAGGCUUUGUAAUGAGAUUUUCAUAGUGUGUACGCAGACUCUUAGAUACCACAUAAUUUACGAUGCAGUUAUUGAAUAUCACAA